This is a messenger RNA of Miniopterus natalensis, 3551 nucleotides long. RefSeq names its product G protein subunit alpha 11 (gene GNA11). Gene Ontology annotation, molecular function: GTPase activity; guanyl nucleotide binding; G-protein beta/gamma-subunit complex binding. Lineage: Eukaryota; Metazoa; Chordata; Mammalia; Chiroptera; Miniopteridae. Gene Ontology annotation, cellular component: heterotrimeric G-protein complex; cytoplasm. Gene Ontology annotation, biological process: phospholipase C-activating dopamine receptor signaling pathway; adenylate cyclase-modulating G protein-coupled receptor signaling pathway. The record is from RefSeq and is a predicted model, not a curated record.
UCAAGCUGCUGCUGCUCGGCACAGGGGAGAGUGGGAAGAGCACAUUCAUUAAGCAGAUGCGCAUCAUCCAUGGGGCUGGCUACUCGGAAGAGGACAAGCGGGGCUUCACCAAGCUGGUCUACCAGAACAUCUUCACCGCCAUGCAGGCCAUGAUCCGGGCCAUGGAGACUCUGAAGAUCCUGUACAAGUACGAGCAGAACAAGGCCAAUGCGCUCCUGAUUCGGGAAGUGGAUGUGGAAAAGGUGACAACAUUUGAGCAUCGGUACGUCAAUGCCAUCAAGACCCUGUGGAAUGACCCUGGCAUCCAGGAGUGCUACGACCGGAGGCGGGAGUACCAGCUCUCCGACUCUGCCAAAUACUACCUGACCGACGUGGACCGCAUCGCCACCUCGGGCUACCUGCCCACCCAGCAGGAUGUGCUUCGGGUCCGUGUGCCCACCACUGGCAUCAUCGAGUACCCUUUUGACCUGGAGAACAUCAUCUUCAGGAUGGUGGAUGUGGGAGGACAGAGGUCCGAGCGGAGGAAGUGGAUCCACUGCUUUGAGAACGUGACAUCCAUCAUGUUCCUCGUGGCCCUUAGUGAAUACGACCAAGUCCUGGUGGAGUCAGACAAUGAGAACCGCAUGGAGGAGAGCAAAGCCCUGUUCCGGACCAUCAUCACCUACCCCUGGUUCCAGAACUCGUCGGUCAUCCUCUUCCUCAACAAGAAGGACCUGCUGGAGGACAAGAUCCUGUACUCCCACCUGGUGGACUACUUCCCCGAAUUUGAUGGGCCGCAGCGGGAUGCUCAGGCUGCCCGGGAGUUCAUCCUGAAGAUGUUUGUGGACCUGAACCCUGACAGUGACAAGAUCAUCUACUCUCACUUCACUUGCGCCACUGACACGGAGAACAUCCGCUUUGUCUUCGCGGCUGUCAAGGACACCAUCCUGCAGCUCAACCUGAAGGAGUACAACCUGGUGUGACCCUGUGGAAAACCCACGGGACAGACCCUCCUGUGUGAUGAUGUGACAGCGGCUCUGCCUGCAGAGGAGCUGAUUUUUUUUUCCAUAUUUUUAACAAAUGGUUUUUAUUUCACAGUUAUCAGGGGAUGUACAUCUUUCUUUCUAUAUACUUCGUGCACCUUCUCACCUAUUGUCAGCGGCACAGGCUGCCUUUUUCUGGCCUUGACUGUGGCUCGCCUUUUUCUAGAAAAAAAAAAGGAAAAAGAAAAAAAAAGAAAAAUGAGACAAGCGAAGAUGAGACAAGUGAGUGCCCUGCCCCCAGCGCCUCCAGGCCUCCCUUAGCCCCACACCCCAGCCCCCCAGGGCUGCACCUUCAGCCACCGUGGAACAGAACCGCCCAGCUGGCCCUGGUCCCUUGGUAUGGAGAUGUGGAGACUGUGACUGUUCUUUCUUCCUUUUUUUAAGUUAUUGCCAUCCUCACGACUUUGCUGUGUUUUUGCUCACUGGACUCCAAGAAGUGGGGGUGGGUGGCUUCCCCUGUUGCCCACCCUGGGAAGUGCCUAACCAUUUUUUUUUUUUUUUUUAAAGAAGAAACAAAAAGUAUAUGGGCUCCUCUGCAGUGAAGGAGAUGUCUCUGGACCUUGUCUCAGCCUCUGGUGAUUGCCUUGUCCCCACUGCCCUCUGAGAGCCCUGGGGCUUAGGGGGUACUCUGGACAGUGUCUCCAGAGCCAUCUGGCCUGCUUGGAGCUCUCCCUGGCCUGGUCCCUGUGUACCCAAGGGUCGCGUGCUCAUCACCCAGGCCGGACAGUGCCCGGAGAGCCCACAUGGCCUGGGAGCCAGGAGAGGGCCCACUUGAAUGGGAGUCACUUUUGCUUUCAUUCCAUUUUUGUAACCAGUUUGCAAACAGUGAUGAUGGUGGGCUGGGGACUUUUUCAGAAUAUUCUCAGGUCUGUUCCCAUGAAGCAGAGAGAGGUUGAGGGAGAGUCCUGCGAUGGCUCCCAGGCGUAGUGGCCGCCAUCACACGCACUUGUUGACCCCUAUGCUGAGCUGCUGGGAAUCGAGCAGGCAGCAGGGGCAUUUUGCCCAGAGCUGUUGAGGGUCGUGUGGGAGUCAGCAGCUAGCACCUUAGCUCUGUGCAGCUUCCAGGCCAUGACCAUAUAUCGAGCCAGAGACAUGAGCUGCCUGGCCUGGGUUCCCAUCCCAGAGGGACUCUGAGGGAGGGCAUAAGCAGGGGGCUGAUCUUUUGAGGGAGGGAGGUGGCUUUUCAUCUGAUGUAAACUGAACACUACAGUGUUUGUUUUGUUUUGCACAAAUGGAAGGGGAACUGACCGCCAGUAACAUUGUGGCCCUGCCUACUACACCUGGACCCUACAGUAGCAGUCUGUGUGGCUGUUUCUUUUGGGGGCCACUAACAAAUACCAAAAUCCAACCCACCCAAACAGCCAGUCCUGGGCAGCUGACCCCUACUUCCUCCUCUCCCCAUUCCACCAGCAGGGCAAAGCCAGGAAGGCCUCAGGGCAAUGGGGAGUGGAAGACAGGCAAAAGUUGGGCGUGGUUACAUUCCUGGUGAUCAGCUCCAUUUGGGGGCAGAAUGGGCUGGGGAUCCCCAGCUUCUGAGCCAAUUUUCCAAAAAGGGUUCUUUUUGUGCCAUGUGUCUAUUUGAGAGGGUUGAACACAACUCCAUUCUCACCGUCAGUUGGGGGAGCAGGUGGUGGUGCUGGCAGUGGGCCCGUGCAAGGACUUGAGGUUCUCACAGGGUGGGCAUGUCCUAGCACCUCUCAAGGGUCCAGAUCACAAACAGGGAACUGGAUUGGGCUCUCGAGGGACAGCAAGAGCAUGUGGGGAGGCACCUGACGAAAUAACUCCUCUUAGAGAGGGGGGCAGUGUGCCAAGCAUACCACAGCCUAAGGCUGGCCAAAGCCCCAAACCACCCCCACGUGGGCCUUCUGGAACCCCACGAACCUGGCCCCACACCAGGAGCUGAAGGCAGGGCCACCCCAUGUCGGGGUGGGGUGGGGUGUCCAAGACCAGUUCUGUGCCAGUGCCAGUUGGGCCAGGAGGUCCCAUGAGGUUGGUCAGUGUCCUUGAUUUUCACCCUGAUGGACUCCUCCUAAUGCUUUCUCUCACGUGCCAACCUUUCAGCUCCUCCCACUGUGCCAGAUCACCCUGCAGUAUAGCCAAUUCCCGGCAUCCAACUCCUUGAGAGAGACCUGAGAGGGACAUCUUAGUGCCAAUGCCCCCUAACAGCAGUGCAGGAACUGUUCCAGCUGGCGGGGAGAACACUGUCCGGUUAUACUUGUAUAUUACACAGUCCUGAUUUCAGACGAUUUAAACCUUAACCUAUUUAAAAAAGAAUAUUAUAUAAAAUGCUGUUUUUAAACCUUUUGUCAUUUGAAAUGCAUGUAUUGUUUUGCGUGCUGGGGGAUGGGCACGAUUAGCUUGAUGCCAACCUGUGGCAGAGGCUGUCCUGUCCAGGCAGGUGGGACGGAGGCUCUGCUCAGUGUGUUGGGGCCCUGACCCCUUAAUCCAGAGAUACCUGAUGGAAGUUGACUUUUCAUAUCUUUCUCCUGAAAUGAAUUGUUUUAAAUUGGAAUAAAUCUCAUUCCUAAA